This is a messenger RNA of Mesorhabditis belari, 219 nucleotides long. The record is from the annotation of a GenBank genome assembly. Lineage: Eukaryota; Metazoa; Nematoda; Chromadorea; Rhabditida; Rhabditidae.
AUGUCAAACUUUUCUUUCAGUUAUGCUUACGAUAUGGCCGGUCCAAGGUUGCUUAUGGAUUAUUCAGGAAUCGCAAACGAUUUUUCGUUUUUCUAUUAUGGAUCGCUUUUUAAUAGCCGAAUGAUCGACAUGUCGGAGCGAAUCGAGAAAAUGGAAAGGCGACAAAAAGUGACACGGAAAGAAAUGAGUCAAAAAGCGGUGAAAUGUGUGGACGACGAA